This is a messenger RNA of Lucilia sericata (common green bottle fly), 1045 nucleotides long. RefSeq names its product histidine triad nucleotide-binding protein 3-like. The coding region runs from base 395 to 844 and encodes 149 amino acids. NCBI's taxonomy places the organism in Eukaryota, Metazoa, Arthropoda, Insecta, Diptera, Calliphoridae. Gene Ontology annotation, molecular function: catalytic activity. The record is from RefSeq and is a predicted model, not a curated record. The transcript has 4 exons.
UAUCUAAACAAAUUUGUGUUGUAAAUUUUUUCCAGAAACAGGUAAUCGGUACUACGUAUUAAGUAAACAAGUGCAUAUUUUUUACUUUUGUUGUUCUUCUAUAAAUACAAUUUGUAUUUGUUUAAAAAAAAUUGCCAUACAGCAGCAACAACAAUUAAUUACUAAUACAGCUAUAUACAAAAAUAUUUAUUGUACAGAAAAACAUAAAAAGUUCCUAAAACUGAACAAUUCUUUUGAAAAUUAGAAUAAAAUAAAGAAAUAGACAUGAAAUCACAACAACUAAAAGUGUCAAAAGAAGGCAGACGAAGAAAUUCUUGUGUUUAGGUAUAAUUGGUUUGGCUAUAAUUCUGCUGCUGGUAGUGUAUGCCUCAACUGCUGCCACCAAUGAAAAGACAUGACUCGUUGUAUAUUCUGUGAUAUAGUGGCCGGAAAGUCGCCCAAUACCAAAUUGGAAGUAGAAACCGAUGAAUAUGUGAUAUUUAAAGAUAUUAAACCAGCUUCAACUUACCACUAUCUAUGUGUAACGAAACGGCAUAUAGAAAGUUUAAAGGUCAUGACCAAAGAAGAUAUACCAUUAGUCAACCGCAUGGAGGAAGGUUUAAAGGGUUUCUUCAAAUCGCAGGAUAUCGAUCUUAAUGAUGCUUUAUUUGGCUUCCACAUGCCUCCCUUUAUAAGUGUCAAACAUUUGCAUAUGCAUGGUAUAGCACCACGUUCUAAUAUGUCUUGGACUAAUAGUUUUAUGUUUAACCAUCUUCAUAUUGGUUUAAAAACGGUUGAGGACGCUAGACAGUAUUUGGAAAUAAAUCAUAAAGUUUUGUCACUUCCAUUUAGGGUUUAUAAUUAACUAAAUUUAUAAGUCAUUGCACGUUUUUCAAUAUUGGUUUUAGGUACAAAUUUAUAAUAAAUUAGCCAUAUUUUUCCACUCAUACAUAAAAAUUAUGUAAAUUGUAUAUUUUUUGUUGUAUUUUUUAAAGAUGUAAAUGAAAUUGCAAUAAGUUUAAAAAUAAAAUGAUAAAUAAAAGAUUGCUAUACAAACAUGACGUCA